AGUAACCACUUUGAUUUGAAAUCUCGUGCGUAAGUGAAGCCAAAGUCAAGAUCAUUUCAAGCCGGACUCUGGCGGCGUGCUCUUAUCAUUUUCCGGCCACGGAUGGCAGUGACGAAGGCGCUUCGGGGUUAUCGCCGAUUUGACCAAUAUAUGUGCUACGGUGAUUCAAUUGCAUCGAAAGUAUUAUUUGCGGACCCACGACUGCUGAUUAUUUGAGGGGACAGAACCAAAUAACUCGCGCUCACAGAAAGUUUCUUUGUUGCUCGCCAACAGGCACUGGGAUUAGUAAACAAUUGUGCCUCGUACCGGACGGACCUAUAAGUAGUAGUUCCCUAAAAAUAAGAUAAUUAUAAAAUGAGAGAAAUGUCUGGAACUAUACUAACAAUCGGUGUGUGCCUGUGCCUGCUACAACCCGAAAUCGCCGCGAGUUUGUCAUUUUCAUGGGGCAACCUCUCCCUCUUUAAUGUCAACUUCAAGACCCCCACAAUCCUGGGGCGCUCCAUUGCCAUGGACAGUAAUCUGCGGGUGGAAACCGAGGUGGAUCCCAAUAUCGAUGAGGACUCGCAUUUGAACACGUACGGUUUAAUAUACAAGUAUGGUUAUCCAGCGGAGAAUCACACCGUGCAGACGGACGACGGAUACAUACUCACCUUGCACAGGAUAGCUCGUCCUGGAGCCAUUCCCGUGCUCCUGGUCCAUGGACUACUGGACAGUUCCGCCACCUGGGUGAUGAUGGGCCCCAACAAAGCAUUAGGUUACCUGCUCUACGACCAGGGCUACGACGUCUGGAUGGCGAAUGUCCGGGGCAAUACGUACUCCCGUAAACAUGUCAAGUACAGCACCCACCACGCCAAGUUCUGGGACUUUACGUUCCAUGAGAUGGGCAAACAUGAUAUUCCCAGCACCAUUGACUACGUCCUGAACUAUACAGGUGUUAGCCAGAUACAUUAUAUUGGACAUUCCCAGGGAACGGUUGUGUUCUGGAUCAUGGCCAGUGAAAGGCCAGAGUACAUGGAUAAAAUAAUCCUGAUGCAGGCUUUGGCUCCAGUGGCCUACUUGAAGCACUGUCGGAGUCCUGUGGUCAACUUCCUGGCGGAGUGGCACUUAUCGGUGAGCUUGGUCCUCAAGUUGAUUGGCGUUCAUGAGUUCCUGCCCAAAAACGAAUUCAUCACCAUGUUCAACCGGAUUGUGUGCGACGAGACAACCAUUACCAAGGAGAUCUGCUCCAACGUGAUCUUCCUGACCACAGGAUUCGAUAAACUGCAGUUGAACGAGACCAUGCUUCCGGUGAUUGUGGGGCACUCUCCGGCUGGAGCAUCCACCAAACAAAUGCAGCACUUCGGCCAGUUGAACAGGUCCGGAGCCUUCCGGCAGUUUGACUACGGCUGGCUGAGGAAUCACUGGGUUUACGGCACCGUCCAGCCACCCACCUAUCACCUCCAGAACGUCCGGGCCAAGGUUGCCCUCUAUUACGGCCAAAACGAUUGGCUGGCCCCGCCGGAGGACGUGGAAAUGUUGCACAGCCAGCUCCCGAAUGUGGUAACCAAAUAUCUUGUCGAUGACAAGGAGUUCAACCAUCUGGACUUCAUCUGGGGCAUCGAUGCUAAGGAACUGCUUUGGGAUAGAAUGUUGGAAAACAUGAAAACCCAAGAGAAUUCAGUGAUUUAGGGGGG
Drosophila ananassae is the source of this 1673-nucleotide messenger RNA. RefSeq names its product lipase 3. Lineage: Eukaryota; Metazoa; Arthropoda; Insecta; Diptera; Drosophilidae. The transcript has 4 exons. The coding region runs from base 355 to 1668 and encodes 437 amino acids. The record is from RefSeq and is a predicted model, not a curated record. Gene Ontology annotation, molecular function: hydrolase activity, acting on ester bonds.